AUGAAGGCCUCUUUCGUCGUCUCUCUCCUUCUCUCCCUUGGAGUCUCAGCUACCCCAGCUGUCGACACUACCACCAUUGAAGACGGUGGCUUCACCUACACUGGUAUCGACAAGCCUCUUCUCGCCCUCCGUGGUCUCGAGGCCCGUUGCGACUGCUUCCCCUGCUACUCUCCUCACGCCGACUGUUCCCCAGGAAAGUGCCAGUGUGCUGGAGACUACGGCUGCUGGUCUUGUGGUGGUGGACGCAUGCAGUGUCAGCCCGGCCCUGGCUCUGGACAGUGCUGGACCUAA
Messenger RNA from Fusarium pseudograminearum CS3096, 291 nucleotides. RefSeq lists its product as uncharacterized. The transcript is spliced from 2 exons. The record is from RefSeq and is a predicted model, not a curated record. Lineage: Eukaryota; Fungi; Ascomycota; Sordariomycetes; Hypocreales; Nectriaceae. The coding region runs from base 1 to 291 and encodes 96 amino acids.